Messenger RNA from Paraglomus brasilianum, 966 nucleotides. The record is from the annotation of a GenBank genome assembly. Lineage: Eukaryota; Fungi; Glomeromycota; Glomeromycetes; Paraglomerales; Paraglomeraceae.
AUGGAGAACCCUUGGGUACUGCUUAAUAGAGACUUUACUUGGGUCUUAUGGAGACAUCUUUACGAUGUUGUCGUUGAAUUCGGACUGCGCAACAGCAUACUUGCCAUACGCUUCGACAGAUUGGCAGAUGAUAACGAACCAACAAGCGAACUUAAUCUUUCUUAUGGCAGAAAUUGGCUCAGUGCAUUAUAUCAGGGUGUGAUAACUAUUCUGACGUUUCCAAUUUUCAUAUUUUACCCGAUCCUGAUGUUGAGCGCUUUUAUCAAGGAAGUUACUCGUCCAGCUUCACCGGCAUUAAUAAACUCACAUCCAGACGAGAAAUGGUUUUUUAUCAACGGUGUGGUCGUAGAUAAAGGAUGGUUGAACGAGAACUGCAAAUAUCUGGAGAAACGUUUUGGUAGAGGAGUUACAGGCAUUUUAAAUACGUCUUAUGGUUUUAUAUGGGAUUUAGUAGAAACCGCCCUCCAGAGAAGCUUCGAUAUCCAAACCGUAUCAGUACGCUGGGCAACGUAUAAUAUUCUUCCAGCACUUAGAGACAAGAAUUAUACGACGGUUCGAAUAAUUGCACAUUCACAAGGCGCUAUCAUAGCGAAUUUGGUUCUUCAAAAACUAUACAUCGAACUGAGUCGCGCGGGAAAGCAAGAUGAUCUUAAGAAGCUCGAAGUAUAUACGUUUGCUAAUGCAUCUCGAGAGUUCUUGAACCCUGGUAACCUCGUUCGUCGCAUCGAACAUUAUGCAAACAGACGAGAUCCAAUUGCCAAGUUUGGCGUUCUCGACCAACUCAAUAAUGGUCGUUUUCAAGGUGAAAUUUUCGUCAACAGCUAUAGGAAUCAGGGCAAGGGGCAUUUGUUCAACGCGUUCUAUAGUCUUGAUAAGGCCGAUUACAAGCCUGUAAAAAACGACGAUGCUAUCCCCGAGUUGCUGCAAUUACCUGGACGUGUGGACAAUUUGCCGAUACAAUUAUAA